This is a messenger RNA of Formica exsecta, 1225 nucleotides long. RefSeq names its product transmembrane protein 223. The coding region runs from base 305 to 1066 and encodes 253 amino acids. The transcript is spliced from 5 exons. Lineage: Eukaryota; Metazoa; Arthropoda; Insecta; Hymenoptera; Formicidae. Gene Ontology annotation, biological process: nervous system development. Gene Ontology annotation, cellular component: mitochondrion. The record is from RefSeq and is a predicted model, not a curated record.
AGUUCAGUUCAGUCCAGGUAUAAAGAACAGACCCAAUGUUAUCUUUUGGCAUGGUCUUCCUAACCUAGUUUAAAAUUCUUGAGGCUGAUUAUUAUCAAGAGUUUUAUUCGGCGGUUUCAAAUAUUACCUAUCUAUAUUUUUCUUGUUCUUGAAGUGGAUAUUUAUAUCAAUAUAAUCAUACAGAUUAUAGCGUUUACAGGAAGAAUUUGAAAAUAAGAUGCUUAAGGAAUAUAAACAUUUAUCUAUCUAUUGAAAUUUUUUGGAUAAGCUUUUUGUAAUAACACCGGAAGAAAAUUGUUUCAAAAUGUUUGGUUUGAUUUUGAAGCAUCCUAUCAUAUUUAAAGUUUCAUUAAUUAAAGCACAAUCUAUUCAUGGGAUGAUGCAAAAGUGUUUUAAAUAUGAUAAAAAUAUAUUUUCAUCAGCAUUGAUUGUUAGAACAUUUCUAACAAGAAACAUAAGGUUAUCUGAUAUAUUAGUGCAACCAACAAGUUUUCUUAAACUUAGCAAAUCGCCACAAAACUUGUUAGUACGGCAUCAACAAACGUCAAAAUUUGAUGUGAAUACAAAUGUACAGAAUAAUGUAAUUUUAUACAAAAACGAAAAUAAUGGAUAUUUUCGGAAUGUUCAACUUUUUGCAAUUGGGCAAUUAUUUGGUUGGUCCGUAUUGGCUUUCUAUACUUAUACCCCAGCUUUCUUCGAUAUAUUUACAACUGAUAUAAAAUUUAUGGAAUUUGUAAAGGAACAUGUAAUUCAACUAUCUCUCUUUACUUGCUCAAUUUUUGUAGGUCCUAUCAUAUUUGCUUUUAUGUAUGCUACAUGUGCUCGUAACAUCAAAUAUGUUAUCUUAAAUAAAGGUGGUAAAACAGUUUCACUUUUUACUUAUCACAUGUGGAAAAGAAAAUCUCACAUAUUAAAUUUACCAAUAGGAAUGGCAAGAUGUACCUCACAUAGAACAGAUCAUGGAGUAUGUAUACCACUUAAAAUAGAAAACAGAGCUUUUUAUUACCUGAUUGAUAAAAACGGCAUAUUUGUGAAUCCGAAUCUUUUUGAUUAUACAAUGGGAUAAUUACUUAAUCUUAGAAAUUAGAAUAGUAUUUUAACAAAUACAUUUUUGUUAUAUUAAAAUUGUUAUAUUAAAUAGUAGUUACUGUCCUGUAUUUAUACAUGUAUAUAUAUAAAUAUACUUGAUGUAUAUAAAAUACAUAAACAUAUACUUUUAAUACUA